This is a messenger RNA of Hibiscus syriacus, 438 nucleotides long. RefSeq lists its product as uncharacterized. The transcript has a single exon. Gene Ontology annotation, molecular function: DNA binding. Bases 1 to 438 code for a protein of 145 amino acids. NCBI's taxonomy places the organism in Eukaryota, Viridiplantae, Streptophyta, Magnoliopsida, Malvales, Malvaceae. The record is from RefSeq and is a predicted model, not a curated record.
AUGGCAGACAAAAGUGAACAACACAAUACUACAACCACCUCAUCACCAUCAAUCUCAAAGCCAACCACUACAGCAAGUUCUACCCCAACUUCUGACUGUGGUGACAAAAAUCAAAAGCAAACUGAUGAUGCAGAUCCUAUGGUCAUUCCCUUAACUUCGAGGCAUACAUCAACAACUUGGAGUCACUUUAUAAGAAAAAGAGUUGGGAAGAAAAUAAAAGCUGAAUGUAACUACUGCAAUAAGCAACUUACUAGAGGACCAAGAGCGGGGACAAGUCACUUAACCGAGCAUGCAAAUAAAUGUGUCAAAAAAUGCUUAGAUAUUCGACAAACAAGGCUAUUUGGAACACAAGCUAAAGAUGGUGGUUCGAAUGACACUCUUUCUUUGGCACCAUAUGAAUUCCACCAAGAUAAAGGGAGAAAAACUUGGCAGAAAUGA